AUGCUGUAUUUUCUGAAGAAUAGUGAUUUGAUGUCACUGUAUGAGCCAGAUUACUCACCGUUUGGUGGGUAUCCAGCUACUGCGUUCCCUUUGUUCUUGCAUGAGAAAGAACCAGAUGACUUUUUACACAACCCCGAUAAAAGUGAUGCUGAUUACGAUAAGCACAGAUUCUGGCACGAUUUGCGUCACAUGGACCGACGUCUGUUUGGGGGGCUUAUCGGCUUGUUUUUCUUUCUUGGGUGUGCCGUGGUUGCGUUUGCCGUAUUCCCUAUAUUGACAUUCAUGCAGAGUUCCGUGCUUCAUAAAGAGGUGGUUGAAGUUUUGACUCCAUACAGUUAUCCAAUGCUAAGUGCAAUAAGACAGGAGUUGGUUGAUCCAGAUACACCCAAAGAGUUUAGAACGAAUGUAGCUCGAGAUGGAAGUAAAUGGAAGCUUGUGUUCAGUGACGAGUUUAACAAGGAAGGAAGAACAUUUUACGAAGGAGACGACCAGUUCUUUACAGCUCCUGAUAUUCAUUAUGCUGCAACGAAUGAUUUGGAAUGGUAUGAUCCUGACGCAGUUACCACAGCCAACGGUACAUUGCAACUUCGAAUGGAUGCCUUUAAUAAUCACGAUUUGUUUUAUAGAUCAGGUAUGGUGCAAAGUUGGAACAAAAUGUGCUUUACCCAGGGGAAAUUGGAAUUCUCUGCCAAAUUGCCUGGUUCAGGAAGCGUCUCAGGUUUAUGGCCCGGGAUGUGGAGUUUAGGAAAUUUAGGAAGACCGGGAUUCUUAGCUACUACAGAGGGGGUAUGGCCAUAUACAUACAGUUCGUGUGAUGCAGGGAUAACACCUAACCAAUCAUCACUGGAUGGGAUUAGUUAUCUUCCUGGACAACGGUUGAAUUCAUGUACGUGUCCCGGUGAAUCCCAUCCCAAUCCAGGUGUAGGGAGGGGCUCACCAGAAGUUGAUGCACUCGAAGGAGAAAUCCAUGGCAAUGUGGGUCGAGUAAGUCAGUCAUUACAAGUUGCCCCCUAUGAUAUAUGGUACAUGCCUGAUUAUGACUUUAUUGAAAUACAUAAUUCCUCAGUUACGUUGAUGAAUACGUAUGCUGGUGGCCCUUUCCAAGAGGCGAUUUCCGGGGUGACUAUGCUUAAUACUACAUGGUAUGAAUAUGGUCAAGGAGAAGGGAAUUAUCAAAAAUAUGGAUAUGAAUUAAUGAACCAUGAUACCAAUGGGUAUAUUACCUGGUAUGUAGGUGAUGACCCUACAUACACACUUUAUGCCAAGGCAUUACAUCCUAAUGGAAAUAUCGGAUGGCGACACAUACCAAAGGAACCUCUAAGUAUUGUCAUGAACUUGGGUAUUUCCAAUAAUUGGGCUUACAUUAAUUGGCCCGCUUUAACUUUCCCGCUGACAAUGCGGAUAGACUACGUGCGGGUAUACCAGCCAGAAGAUCAGGUCAAUAUUGGGUGUGAUCCACCGGGGUAUCCUACAUUUGAUUACAUUGAACAACAUUUGAAUAUAUAUUCCGAUGCCAAUAUCACAAAGUUUGAGAAAGGAGGCUACAAAAUCCCUAAGAAUAAGUUGACAGGAUGUUGA
Molecule: messenger RNA, 1578 nt
Organism: Spathaspora passalidarum NRRL Y-27907
Lineage: Eukaryota; Fungi; Ascomycota; Pichiomycetes; Serinales; Debaryomycetaceae
Product: SKN1/KRE6 family beta-glucan synthesis-associated protein
Exons: 1
Coding region: 1-1578 (525 amino acids)
Biological process (GO): fungal-type cell wall organization; (1->6)-beta-D-glucan biosynthetic process
Cellular component (GO): endoplasmic reticulum membrane; plasma membrane
Molecular function (GO): glucosidase activity
Source: RefSeq, a predicted model, not a curated record